AUGUCUACUUCAGGAGAUGAUGCGAUCCAGCGACUACAACACAGGUUGAAAGAAGCAGACGGUGCACUGCAGAAAGCAACCCAAUAUGGCCUUCAGCUGCUGAAUCUGCAGAACAAGUUGGAUGAACAGCGGAUAGAGAUGACCAACACUGUGGAGGUGAUCAUUCACACUGGGCAAUGAUUGACAUCGUUAAAGGCAGCUGUCUUCUUGAAAGUUGAUGAAUAGGCUAUGACAGCAGCAGUAUAACUCAUUACAAAAUAAGACAACUGCUUUCCAUAAAAACGACCAAUAUUAAUGGUGUAAUCAUCCUUAUAUUGCAUGACAGGAAUAUUGUUACUACUGAUAUUACAGGAAUGUUGAACAGGGUUUGAAUGAGAACACAGAUGGAGUGGGUUGAUGUUAGAGGUAUGACUAUAGUCUCCUGUGUGUCGGUUCUCAGGCCCAGGAGCAAGAGAAAUACUCUCUGCAGCGGGAAGUGGAGCUGACAAGCCGUGUGCAGGACAGCCUGCGCUCCGACUACGACUUGGUCAAGAGCCAGCAGAGGCUGCAGUGGGAGAAACAGGAAUCCCUGCUGGAGAGGACCCAUGCUAUGGAGCUCAAUGAGUGCAAUAACAAGGUUGGGCAGCCAGUGAUGGGGUUUGGGUUACCUGUACAUCUCUGUACACCAUUUGCAGUAUUUGGGGGAUAUGCUGAAUCUAGACAAGGAAGAAUGUAUGCAAAGUUACUUUGUUGUGGAAUUCUGCACACUGAAAUCAUCUCUGCUAAGGACAUCAGGAGUUGUUGCCUUUGAGUCAAUUCGUCUUUCUUGUCAAUACGUGGUGCCCAGUCAUUGUAGUGAAUGAAUGUGAUUUGUGGUCAAUUCAAAUCCAGAACACUACAACAUGUGAUAGGGCAACAGAUUCACAGUAUGCAGUGAUUGUGUAGUUAUGUCAAUUGUUGGUUACUGUGUCUAUGCAGAUGACAUUGAAGGCACAGCCCUCUGCAGCCCCAGUGGAAACGGACAGCGGGGAUGGGACUUACUACACUGACCUGAAAAUGCAACUUUCAAACUGUGUGAGUUAUCUCUGGUUUUAGUGUACAGUUAGUAUUUACAUGCUGAGUGGGAGAAGACCUUCAGUUUGCCCAUAAACGGUCCACAUUUAAAGUUCGGCAUAAAAAUUGGAGCUGUCAUACCUGCGUCAGCAUUUGAUUGUUGUGAUUAUGUGUGUGUGUGUGUAGGAAGGAUGCAGAGCGACUGGGGGAUGAGUUGUCCAUGCAAAGAAUGAAGUCACUCUCUGAGAGUCAAAGAGAACUGGAGCUGGAGAGAAAGCUUUUCAGUGCAGUGAGGGCCCUCAACCAGAGCCAGAGUGACAACAUCAAGCUGCAAGUGGAAGAGUUUAAGUUUAAAUAUGAGCCCGAUGGUAAAUUUGCCUAUAUAGUGACAUUUACUGGAACACAUAGGUGCAGUGAUUACUUACAUAUUUUAAACAUUUAGACAAUAGGUAAGAGGUAUUAACUCAAUCAUAUGUUGUGUUUUUAGAGGUGAAUAAAAAAUAUUAUUCAGAAGCGCAAGUGCGAGAAACUCCCUGUAGACAUCUCUAGUGACUUCCCAGAGGUGAAGAAAGAGGAGCCCAUGGUCCUGGAGAUGGAGCUCCCCAAGCACAUGAAAGACGAAACGGAAGCAGAGGCCCACCCUUGUGUAAAGGAGAGGCCCACCGUUACCCCUCUGCAGCCCCAAGCCUAA
Coregonus sp. 'balchen' is the source of this 1723-nucleotide messenger RNA. Lineage: Eukaryota; Metazoa; Chordata; Actinopteri; Salmoniformes; Salmonidae. The record is from the annotation of a GenBank genome assembly.